Molecule: messenger RNA, 2482 nt
Organism: Pogonomyrmex barbatus (red harvester ant)
Lineage: Eukaryota; Metazoa; Arthropoda; Insecta; Hymenoptera; Formicidae
Gene: Alg9
Product: alpha-1,2-mannosyltransferase Alg9
Biological process (GO): protein N-linked glycosylation
Cellular component (GO): endoplasmic reticulum membrane
Molecular function (GO): alpha-1,2-mannosyltransferase activity
Source: RefSeq, a predicted model, not a curated record
UAAACAAAAUAAUCAUGUCGGUUUCCUGUUGUGAGAAAUUGUAUGCGUGCGUGCGUUCAUAAUGUUCUGUCAUAAUUUCACAUGAUUGUAUGUAACGAAUACGCAGUAAUUACAGUUUUAAUUAUCCUACGUAUUGAUCUCUGACAUCGAUAAACAUAUACAUACACAUAUGUGGAUAGUAAUGUGAUUGGAAUGGAUAAUAAAUAAGCACGAACAGACUAUGGCACCUAACCAACGUCAACGACAGCUGGUUUUGUCGAAGAAAGAAUUGAAAAAGAUCAAUGACCGGAGAUCCUCAAAAUCAGAGGAGUCUUCCGAUGUAGGAUUCUAUUAUCCUAGCUAUGACACAGCUUUUAAAUUAUUACUAUCGGCAAGAUUUUGUUCCGCUGUGUGGUGUCACAUAACGGAUUGUGAUGAAACAUAUAAUUACUGGGAACCAAGUCAUUACUUGCUUUAUGGAACAGGUCAACAAACAUGGGAAUACAGUCCUGAAUAUGCCUUACGGUCAUAUAUGUACUUAUUAAUUCACAUGGUACCAGCAAAAGUUUAUCAUUAUCUAUUGGAACCAAAUCCUACAUCGGUUUUCUAUUUCACACGAUGCUUCUUGUCUAUGGGUUGUACAUUGUCUGAACUAUAUUUUUACAAGUAUAUCUGUAGUGAAUUUGGGAUCCACAUAGCGAGGCUCACACUAGCAUUCCUUAUGUUUAGCUCUGGAAUGUACAUUUCAAGUGCUGCAUUUUUACCAUCCUCUUUCUCAAUGUAUCUAAGUACUUUUGCUACAGCAGCUUGGUAUGCUCGUCAAUAUGAAUUGGCAAUCUUUGCUACUGCUAUUUCAUCAUUACUUGGAUGGCCAUUUGCUUCGUUGCUCGGACUUCCUAUUGCCGCUGAGAUGUUAAUACAAAACCGAGACUGGAUUAAAUUUAUAAAAUGGGUCAUUAUAUCCGCCAUUGUAAUUACAAUACCAAUGGUAUGGGUAGAUUCUGUAUACUUCGGCAAACUUGUCAUCGCACCAUUGAAUAUCAUAUUGUACAAUGUUUUCACCAGCCACGGACCUAAUCUUUAUGGCACUGAACCAUUCAGUUAUUACAUUGUCAAUGGAUUCCUGAAUUUCAAUUUCGUUUUUAUCGGCGCAUUGUUCGCACCUUUAGUUCUGGUUUUAGCAUGGUUGAUCUUACCAGUACAUUCAGGACGUUCACGUUUAUGUCGUUCUUAUUGGUAUUCAUUAGCUCCUUUAUAUCUAUGGAUUCUCGUAUUCUUUCUCCAACCGCAUAAAGAAGAACGGUUCUUGUUUCCAAUAUAUCCCAUGAUUUGUUUGGGAGGUGCUAUAGCGGUGGAUACUGUACAGAAAUUAUAUUUUUAUAUUAGAACAAAACUCAGUCCAUCGCACAUCGAUCUUUACUAUGUACAUUAUACUGCGCACAUCACUGUUCUAGCGAUACUAAUGUGUGGUAUCUUAGGACUGUCAAGAUCGUUGGCAAUAUAUAAGGGAUAUUAUGCUCCCAUGGAAAUUAUGACUGAAGUUAAUAAACUUGGAACAGAAGGUGAUAUACCUAAUGACAUUAACAUAAACUUUUGUAUUGGAAAAGAGUGGCAUCGUUUUCCUAGUAGUUUUUUCUUUCCGUCCAACAAUUGGAAAUUGCAAUACUUGAGAUCUGAAUUUAAAGGACAAUUACCUCAAUCAUUCUUAGAUCAUGAAAAUGCAACAAAUGUAAUACAACCAUAUUUUAAUGAUAUGAAUAAAGAAGAACCAUCACGCUAUUUUAAUUUAGAUAAAUGCCAUUUUCUAUUAGAUUUGGAUAUAGGAACUGAAACAACUUUAGAACCAAAUUAUUCUCGCCUAAGUAAUUAUUUUACUGUUGUAAAAUCUUCUAAAUUCCUAGAUGCAUCAAAAUCCCAUCCAUUCUUCAGAGCCUUUUACAUUCCAUUUAUAUCUUAUCAAUUUUGUACAUACGGUUCAUACAAUUUAUUACAAAAUAAUAAGUUAAAAUCCAUGUUUUCAUCAUCAAAACAAAGAAAUUUUAAGCUUUCUUAACCAAAGGAUAGAAUUUUGGCGCAUGCACACACACACAACACACAACAUACACACACACACACAAAAUUUGUAAAAUUAUUAAUAAGUGAUUACGCUACAUAAACUUGGCAACAAGAGACUUGUAUCUCUUAAUAAAACAAUUGACCUAAGGAGUUAUCCUAUUUUGAUUAGAUUGAAAAGUGGAAUUCCUUCAAACUUAGAUUGCGGGAGAAAUAUAAACACGAUCCACUUUCAAUUUAAUAUUUUAUUGUAUCUAUCUUUAUUUAUUGUUGUAAAUUUUAUUAAAAAUAUUAAUCUUGCGAAGAUACAAUCCGCUUGACACGUGAUUUUGCAUGUGCCGGAAUGACAUGUAUCGUUUGUACAAAAGAUUUAUUAUCAAUAACGCGUUAAAUUAUGUGAAUUGUUAUACAAUUACUUUGAAAAAAUAAAAUUCAAAUGAUAAUAACUUGA